AAUUCAUGCGUCACGCUGGCGAAUGAACUAAGUGACGACUAUCCGUGACUAAUAAUGGAAAUUUCCUUGUCGCGCAUUUCUUUUUCUUGGCCAUGGCGGUUGUGCGGCGCCAUAAUCAUCCCUUGGUCGUCCACCCUUCUUCCCCCGCCUUUUCCGACACUACUACUACUAGUAGAUCUGCAAGUACUACUCCUGUUAGUAGUAGAGCAUCCCCUCUGGCGGCUGAUUUUACUGAUUCCUCCCAGAAGCGACUUCGGUUGGAUUGGACUCGUUGGAGACAAGUGGGUCGAGUCGUCAAGAUGAGAGCCUUGAAGGUCUUUAGCAAUACUGGCACUCCGUCAGAAGAGGAGACAGAAGAUGGAACUCCUGCAACGGAUUCCACUCGCAAACACUGGAAGAGUCUCGUGAAGGAAUUUUGUUUGUUGCGGCGACAGCAAUCAUCAUUUGGCAAUCGCAACGCAAUGGAAGAGUCUGGUACACAUGCAAAUGGCGCAAGUCACCGACAAGACAACUGACACUAGCACUACUAGCAGUACUGAACCACAAAUACAAGUACAACCAGCUAGUAUUACCAAGAACGACAAAGAUGACGACGACAAGCGAUUGGAACAAACCGAACAAGAGUUCAACGACAAUUUUCAUUUGCCCAACGACGGCGGCGGCAUUUUCUUUUGUGGCUAUGCCAAUUACGACAUGGCCCAAGCAUUCUUUCCCGAUUACAUGAAGCGAUACACAGGUGGAUUGGAUAGCGGCACGCACGACUAUUUGCCCUAUGCGACACAAAACAAACGAUUGCCCGACAAGAAGGAUAUUCUCGUGUUUGGCCUGCACGGCCCCUGUGCCGUCGAUGCCCGACGGUUUCCCGGAAAAGUCUUGUUUGUCAAUGGAGAACCCAAUGGACCCAAUAUGGUACUCCAACUCACAUUGCCGGGACGAUCUCCAGGACAAGAUGUCUAUCAAAUUGGAUUGUUGCCCGAUACCGAUCACAGUGUCUUGAUCUUUCACGGGGUCUGGAAUCUCAUGCGAUUGCAACCCUCUGUCUAUCAAACACUCUGGAUACCCGACCAAAAACCCGUCAAUUCGGGAAAAUACCGCGGUCUCAUGUACAUGAAUCGACAAUGUUAUCCCCAUCGCGAAGCCGCCGUCAAUCGCAUUUCGUCGGUGAUGAUUGUCUAUCACGGUGGCAAUUGUCGCGGGAUUGCGGCCAAACAACCGGCCCAUCCCAGUUUUCAACGCAUGGAACGGGUUCCCACCGAACGAUUCUGGGCGGCCAAUCGAGAUGUCUACAGCGAAUACACCUUUUGCAUGGCCAUGGAAAAUUCACGAACGCAACAUUACAUGUCGGAAAAAAUCAUCAUGGCAUUUUUAGCGGGAUGUAUUCCCGUCUAUUUUGGAUCCACCGAAGUCUUUCAGGUCUUCAACAAGAAUGCCUUUGUCUUUUAUGAAAUUGAUGAUCCCUUGCCGGCAUUGGCCCAAUUGCAAGAAUUACAUACCAAUAAGACGGCGUAUCAAGAAAUGUUGCGACAACCCAUUAUGGCAAACGGGACGAGACGGUACGAGAGUACUUUUCGGUAAAGGACAAUAUUGGAGGAGGAUUUCUCAAAAAGAAAUUGAGAAAGGUCAUGGGAUUAGAUGAUGAUGCAUGAUGGAAGUUAUUUAUUUGAUGUCACAGCCUAGGAAGAAUGAUAAUCCACUCCAAUCCACCAGCGAUGCCAAAAGGAGACAAUGCAGGAAUUUCAAUUUCCGCUGCAUGUUACAGAGAGGGGACACGGCAUUUUCCUGGUUUGGUUCCCGCUCGCUCGCUCGUGCAGGUUGUCAUACAGAUUGUUGCAGCAGAGCAUAGACGGCGCCCCAGAUUAUCGUGAAUCGAUCGAAUCGAAUCGAAUCGAAU
Messenger RNA from Seminavis robusta, 1891 nucleotides. Lineage: Eukaryota; Bacillariophyta; Bacillariophyceae; Naviculales; Naviculaceae. The record is from the annotation of a GenBank genome assembly.